UCGACGCACCCGCCCGCCUCUGCCUUCUCAACCCGGCCCGACUCUCAGUCUCGCUCUGCCAAUCCAUCUACGUCAUGUCUCGCUCAUACCACCCAACCGAGUCCCCUCUCAGGGGAGACCGCCGCAAUCUGAAGCUCAAAAAGCAACACCAGGCCGCCUUCCGGAAGCCAUAUCCCCGCUUUGUCAAUAAUCUGCUGGAUGAAUUCGACAUGUUCUUGAAGCACUCUCCCGCCAACCUCGCUUCUGUGCGGGUGCCACAUGCGGCCUCCUCGACCGUAAGCAGCGAGACCAUGGUCGAGUCUGCCAGAUGGACAGUUUGGGUCUCCCCCGCGGUUCAGGACAGGUUCCAUUGUCUCAAGAAGCUCUCGGGCGCCGCCAACCAUGCCGAUUUUGUCGACAUACUCCUGAAUGUGCAUACGAGGAACCAAGCCCAAGCCAGCAUGCACUCUCAACCAGCUGUCCGCCACCGCCCCCGACCAAAGCAGGCCAAACUCCUCCCCAAGAAUACUGGUCCUGCCAACUUCCUGCAAGUUCCCAUCGCGGGUUGGUCCGAGACUUUUCACCAGUUACCCACCCAGUCGACUGAAGCCUUCAACUCUAGGUCGGCUGUUCCCAAUGGCCAGCCCCAAGUGCCUCCGCCAGAGUCGGCCUCCGUCGAUGUAUUUUGCAUGAGCGAAUUAGCCACAGCGCUUACCCCGGAGCAAAGCAUCGCGAGCCCCCAUGCACCUGUCGUCCCAAUGGCUCACCCGACAAUCCCUGCAGAAUCCACGGUGAAUGUCUUUGCCUUCACCAAGAAGGAAAUGGUAUUGCCUCUGCAGCAGCUCGGCAAGGAUCUUUUCGAUCCAUCUGGUCAUAUCUGCGACCUGCUGCCGGAACGAACCAUGUCCGAACAAACCCUGCCAAAGCAAACCAUGUCAGUGUCUCCAAGCGGUCCGCUCACUGAUGUUUCUCAGUUUAACGAAGUAAAUCGCACCGAUGAUUACUCGAACUGGCUCAACUAUCAAGCCCAUAUUGAUCUCGCCACUCUCAUUGUGGACAAGAAGCUCCUCCAGUCCCUCAAAGAUAAUAUGCCCGAUGUCCACAUGGACGACAGCCAGCCCCUCAAGCUACAACAUGUUCCGACCGAGCCAUCGGGCUACAUCGCCUGCGACUCAGUCGCCUCAACAGGCACUGCCGACAUACUUGCCUAUGCCUUCGCCCCGUACGAUUUCCCCACACCCAAACUUCCCCCAACAACUCCGGACCUUCCACUGACGGCCUUCCUCUUCCCAAACGAUUCGUCGAGCCAUGACACUCUCCGGAGCCGUCCCGAUACCGCCCAGUGGCUUGACUACGAGAGCACAGGCAUAUCAUCGCCGGCGAUGACGUCCCCCGGAGCGCAUCCUGAAAACCCAUUUCUAUCGCUCAAUCUUCCUUUGUAUCCAGUCAGCUUGUUUGAUCUAGUUCAGACGCAGAGCAAGUCGACGCACCCUCCCCUUUCGAAUGACAAUGUCGUUCUUCCGCCGCAAUCUCCAUUUGACUUUCUUGAAUGCGCCCCCUCUUGGACAAAUAAUGGUUUUUAGCUUGACCCAAGUGCCUAGAGUUAUCGAUUACAUACCCGGCUUUUACCCGCUG
This is a messenger RNA of Polychytrium aggregatum, 1614 nucleotides long. RefSeq lists its product as uncharacterized. NCBI's taxonomy places the organism in Eukaryota, Fungi, Chytridiomycota, Chytridiomycetes, Polychytriales. The record is from RefSeq and is a predicted model, not a curated record. The transcript is spliced from 3 exons. Bases 75 to 1562 code for a protein of 495 amino acids.